This is a messenger RNA of Gekko japonicus, 1730 nucleotides long. Its product is annotated as keratin, type I cytoskeletal 24-like. The record is from RefSeq and is a predicted model, not a curated record. NCBI's taxonomy places the organism in Eukaryota, Metazoa, Chordata, Lepidosauria, Squamata, Gekkonidae. Bases 104 to 1489 code for a protein of 461 amino acids. Gene Ontology annotation, molecular function: structural molecule activity. The transcript has 8 exons.
GUAAAUUGCCCCCACUAGCACACUAUCUGCCGCUCCUUUGAGUGCUUGUCCUUUUAUUAUUAUUUUUCUGCUGCAUUUUAGCAAAGCGUAUCACUUGUCUACAAUGUCUCUUCGGAUCUCUACUGCAUCCAGGAGAAUUUCUUCCCAUGUUGGGGGUGAUGGAGGUGUCAAAAUGGCAAGCUUUGGAGGAGGCAGUCUGCAUGGCUUUGGUGGGGGAUCCAUGACGGGGCACGGCUAUGGAGGGCUAGGCUAUGGAGGAGGUGGAUGUAGCGUUUUCAAUGGAGCUGGCUUUGGCAGUGCCUCUGUGACCGGUGGUGGUGGUGGUGGCUAUGGAGCAGGCUACCGCUCAAGCUCCGUCAUGUCUUUGGGGGGUGGCUUUGGAGGGGGUGAUAGCGUCUUCCUGGCUGGUGCCGAAAAAGAAACUAUGCAGAACCUUAAUAACCGCCUAGCAAACUAUCUGGAAAAGGUGCGUUCUCUGGAGGAGGCCAAUACUGAGCUGGAGCGUAAAAUUCGUAACUGGUACGAAAAAAAUGGACCUGGAGCUCCUGGAGUUACCCGUGAUUACAGCAAAUAUCACCACAUAAUUGAAGAUCUUCGGAACCAGAUAGUCAACGUGACAACUGAAAAUGCCAAUGUAGUCUUACAGAUUGACAAUGCCCGCCUUGCUGCUGAUGACUUCAGACUGAAAUUUGAAAAUGAGCUCUUCCUUCGCCAGAGUGUUGAAGCAGACAUCAAUGGCCUGCGUAGAGUUCUUGAUGACCUGACCAUGAACAGGUCUGACCUGGAGUCACAGCUUGAAACCCUUUCAGAGGAACUGGCUUACCUUAAGAAGAAUCAUGAGGAGGAAAUUACCUUAUUGAAGAGCAGCUGUACUGGUGACGUUACUGUGGAAAUGAAUGCUGCUCCUGGAAUAGACUUGACUAAGCUACUGAAUGACAUGAGAGCGCAAUAUGAAGACCUUGCAGAACAAAAUCGCAGAGAGGCUGAAGAACAGUUUAACAAAAUGAGUCAACCAUUGCAGCAACAAAUCUACGAUGACGCCGGUGCUGCAAACUCAGCCAGGAAUGAGUUAAUAGAGCUGAGACGCUCCUUCCAAGCACUGGAAAUUGAGUUGCAAUCCCUCCUGGCUAAGAAAGCCUCUCUAGAAGGCACCUUGACAGAAACAGAAGCAAACUACAGCACUCAGCUUGCGCAGCUUCAGCAGCAAGUUAGCGGCCUGGAGGAACAGCUUCAGCAGAUCAGGGCUGAAACGGAGUGCCAAAACUCAGAGUAUCAGCAACUGCUCGGCAUCAAGACCCGGCUGGAAAUGGAAAUUGAAACAUACAGGCGCCUGCUGGAUGGGGAAAGUUUCCGAUCUUCCUAUGAAACAAAAAGUCAUGUCAGAGAACCCACUAAAACCAGGGUGGUUAAGACCAUUGUGGAAGAGAUGGUGGAUGGCAAAAUAGUCUCUUCACAAGUGAAAUCCAUUGAAGAAAGGGCAGCUAAGUGAAUGGCAUUAAGAAAUGUGGGAACCUGCCAAUGCAUGCCAGCAAGGGAGAACCCAGAAGAAAACUUCCUGAAAACAGAAUCAAUUGCAGCUUAGUAGUUUCUUGCAAACAAGGAGUCUAAAAAAAUACAACAUGCUUUUCUUCUCACUAUAUGGAGGUGUAUUCUUUUUAAGGUAUUGAGAAUUACAUUCUGUUUACUCAUGCAAUGCAAUAAACUUUCUAACUUGCAAGGUAUAUCUGCCU